Molecule: messenger RNA, 2385 nt
Organism: Vanessa atalanta (red admiral)
Lineage: Eukaryota; Metazoa; Arthropoda; Insecta; Lepidoptera; Nymphalidae
Gene: DnaJ-6
Product: dnaJ homolog subfamily B member 12
Exons: 6
Coding region: 154-1218 (354 amino acids)
Biological process (GO): cellular response to misfolded protein
Cellular component (GO): endoplasmic reticulum membrane
Molecular function (GO): Hsp70 protein binding
Source: RefSeq, a predicted model, not a curated record
UCUCCGUUCUUUGACGCAUUAAGCCUAUUGUAAUAAUGAUUAUUCAGAAGUAAAACCAAUUUAAGCUAAUUAAAUUUGUUUAUUACGCCAGACGAUUGUCACACAAUUCGUCGCAGUUGCGUCUGAAUCUGAUAAAACUUGUGAACCAUCAAAAUGACGAUCGAAGGCAACAAGGACGAGGCAGAUAGGUGCAUAGAGAUUGCGCAAAAUGCAUUCUCUGCUGGAAACGCUGAGAAAGCUGAACGUUUUUUGCUCAAAGCCGAGCGUUUAUAUCCUACAGCGCGGGCCAAAGAACUAUUAACGCGAGUCAGAGCUGCAGGCAGUACGGGAAGUGUGCCCAAACGUACGCCUCCGAGCAGCCCUAGUGCGGAAGAUAUACGACGAAGGAAAACCCCUACACAUCAACCUCCUCAAAGGGAAUACACUUCAGAGCAACUAGAAGCCGUACGCCGAGUGAAAACCAAGUGCAAGGAUUACUAUGAAGUACUAGGAGUGACCAAGGAGGCCACAGACUCGGAUAUAAAGAAAGCCUACAAGAAACUAGCGCUUCAGCUCCAUCCAGAUAAGAACCACGCCCCUGGAGCUGCCGAAGCUUUUAAGGCAAUAGGAAAUGCGGCAGCCAUCCUCACAGACCCGGAGAAGAGGAAACAGUACGACCUGCGUGGUGAGGAGCCGACACACGCGACUCAUACGCACCACCAGUACUACGCAAGAGGAUUCGAGUCGGACCUCACCGCUGAGGAACUAUUCAACAUGUUCUUCGGGGCUGCCGCCUUCCCCGGCGGCGGUCCCACCGUCUACACCCGCAGACGAGCCCGCGAACCCGAACCGAGAGACAGCCACGCCGGCAUCGUUCAGCUCUUACCGGUCCUCGUGCUGGUCCUCCUCUCGAUGAUGUCUGGCUUCUUCAUCAGCGAACCGGUGUACAGUCUCAGCCCGAGCCCGAAAUAUCCCGUUCCGAGGGAGACUGUCAAUCUAAAGGUGCCGUACUAUGUGAAGGAGAACUUCCACACAGAUUACCAGGGCUCGUUGAGGAGACUCGAAAUGGCCAUUGAAGAGGAAUAUUUGGUGGGGCUGAAGCACGCGUGCCAGCGCGAGCGCAACUACCGCGACAGCGUGGCGUGGAAGGCGCGCAACUUCGGCGACUCGCGCCACUCGGCCGACGCGCAGCGCCUGCGCAUGCCGUCCUGCGAGAAGCUGCAGCAGUACCAGCGGUAGGCGCCGCCCGCCCCGCCGCCUCCGAUCCUAUACUGCUGCUUUUUAUUUCAUUACUAUGCAUUUGUUUCUCGGUUAUGAACUUUGGAAAGUCUAGCGCUCAGUUGUGACUUAGCCCCCCCCCCCCCCACUUGUGACUACUUCGACUCAUAUAUUAGACCUGAUCCGCAUUGCCGUAUACUGCGUCCACCUUGCCCGCACCUCUAGGAGCAACUUUUCAUCAUAUUCCAUUAUAAUGACCUCGUAACACUUGUAUUUAUUUAAAACAUUUAUAUAAAAAAAAUAUUGUAGACGGAGACUGGACUUAGCGAACACAAUUUGGCGUCUGAAUAAGUUUUUUUUUUUUACAAAAUUGUUAUAGUAUCUAUAUUUAAUGUUAUGAUUUCUAUAGUGACCCCCUAGUUCGCUAUAUUAGCUACAAAAUUUAUAGGAUUCUAAUAGCGUAUCGCCGAAGGUUUUCAUACCCGAGUGAGAUACGAAAUGUCUAGUUACAGAAUAGUACUGCAGAACUCAAUAGUGUGUUAAGUCCUUUCUCAAAUUUGAUGAGUACUCGAAACCAUAUCACCAGUUAAUCCAAAAGGUUGUAAGUAAAUAAUCAGUUUAAAUUUUUUAUCUGUGACUAUUUUAUGGUACAGUUAUGGUUAGUAAAUGUGACUAAAUGAUGGAAGAAGGGAUAGUCCCCUUUAUCCUAAAUAUUCUUCUAAAACCAUAAAGAAUUCCUCCUAAAAUCCAACCGUAUUAAAAUGUCUUAAGAUGAUUUAAAGUGUCUAUGGAUCUAUGUAGGUAAUUAUAUAAUAAUAUCAUAUACUAGAACCUUCUCCAAAACCCGCUGUAUUUUCUGGUACAAGUUUUAUGUAUAUUGGUUUAGUAAAUAUUUCAGGCGUCUUAUGCAAAUCAAUGCCCUUGCUACGUACGACCUUUUGAAUUAAGGGGGUCAACAUAUAUUACUAGAAAGUCGAAUUAUGAUGGUUUUAGCCAAAGUUUUUGUUCGAACACGUUAAGCGAUGUUGCUAGUGUUUGAAAGUUAUUAUAUAAGUAAUAAAUAUUUUGAAAAUUAUUUGCUAAACAGGCGUUGUUUAUGGGUGUUCUGUUUGAUGGUUGCCGUUUUGUUAUAGAUUGUCUAUGGUGAAUGUUUAAUUUGAUGUAUAAUAAAGUAUAAUUUAUUCCCUG